Molecule: messenger RNA, 3317 nt
Organism: Pimephales promelas (fathead minnow)
Lineage: Eukaryota; Metazoa; Chordata; Actinopteri; Cypriniformes; Leuciscidae
Gene: tgm2b
Product: transglutaminase 2b
Biological process (GO): peptide cross-linking
Cellular component (GO): mitochondrion
Molecular function (GO): protein-glutamine gamma-glutamyltransferase activity
Source: RefSeq, a predicted model, not a curated record
CUUUCACUGACUGAACACACACACACACACAGACACAGAGAGAAUAUCGGGAUCACAGAAUAUCAGCCUACAUUACAGUAUUAACAACAUGGCUCUGGACAUCGGCACCUGGGAUCUGGCGUGCGAGUUCAAUAACACGGACCACCACACGGAGCUGAACGGCACGGACCGGCUGAUCGUACGGCGAGGACAAGCCUUCACCGUUAGCCUGUAUCUGAACUCUGGCUCUUACCAGCCUGGAUACAGUCAGAUGCACAUCACUGCAGAGACAGGCCCUCAGCCGGUGGAGCAGUACGGGACCAGGGCCGUGUUCGGUCUCAGUGCUGAGAUCGACAGCUCGUGUUGGAGUGCUGCGGUGACCAGUCCUCCCGCGGACACCGUGUGUCUGAGUGUGUGUCCCGCGCCCGACGCUCCCAUCGGCCGAUACGUCCUGACCAUAGAUGAGCGCGUCCAGUUUGAGUUCAUCCUGCUGUUCAAUCCCUGGUGUCCGAGAGAUGUGGUGUACAUGGACAGCGAGGAGAAACUGGCGGAGUAUGUUCUGGCCCAGGAUGGCAUCAUCUUCAGGGGCGAUGCCGAAUACCCCGUCCCGUUAGCCUGGGACUUUGGACAGUUCGAGCAGGGCAUACUGGACACCUGUUUAAGAAUCCUGGACAUGAACCCCAAACACAAAAGGAACCCUGGGAAGGACUGUUCUGGGCGCAGAAACGUCAUCUAUGUCACACGAGUGCUCAGUGCUAUGAUUAACAGUAAUGACCGGGACGACGGGGUCCUGGAGGGCUGCUGGAAAAACACGUUUGACGGAGGCGUGAGUCCCAUGUCCUGGAGGGGAAGCGUUCAGAUCCUGAGGAUGUGGGACAACACCUCCUGUAUGGGGGUGAAAUACGGACAGUGCUGGGUCUUUGCAGCCGUCGCCUGUACAGUGUCUCGCGCUCUGGGAAUCCCAUGCAGGGUGAUCACAAACUACUAUUCUGCCCAUGAUACCAACAGCAACCUCGUGAUCGAGCGUUACGUCAACGAGAAAGGUGAAAUAGACAGCGGCAGCACCAGAGAUAUGAUAUGGAACUACCACUGCUGGAUUGAGAGUUGGAUGACGCGAGCCGAUCUCCCUCCAGGAUUUGACGGCUGGCAGGCGAGUGACCCGACGCCGCAGGAGAAAAGUGAAGGUGUGUUCUGCUGCGGGCCGGUUCCUGUGCGGGCCAUAAAAGAGGGAGAGCUCACCUUCAAAUACGACGCUUCGUUUGUGUUCGCGGAGGUCAACGCAGACUUAGUGCACUAUCUGAGGUAUAAAGAUGGGAACACAAGAAAAAUCGUGAAUGACCAAAAAGUGGGACAGAAGAUCAGCACCAAGAGCGUAGGCCGAGAUGUGAGAGAAGACGUCACACACCUGUACAAAUACCCUGAAGGUUCUGCGGAGGAGAGGCAGGUUUUCGAGAAAGCAAACCACCAGAACAAGCUUCAACAGCAGCAGGUGAACACUGGGCUUCACAUCAGCAUCAAGCUGUCCACGGGGAUCCGGAAGGGCUGCGACUUCGACGUGUUCGCCAUAGUGACGAAUAACACCACGGAGGAUAAGAAGUGCCGUCUGGUGUUUGCGUCGCGUGCCGUGUCUUAUAACGGAGUUGUGGGCCAAGAGUGUGGCUUUAAAGACCUGCUCAACGUGGAACUGGCUCCUGGAGGAGAGAGGAAGGUUCCUCUGAGACUGAACUACAGUAAAUACUGUAAUAAUCUAACGGAGGAUAACCUCAUCCGCCUGGGCGCUCUGCUGAUCGACUACGGCACCAGGGAAGUCAGCAUGGCCAUGCGGGACGUCGUGCUGGACGAGCCCGAGAUCAAAAUCAGGAUUCUGGGAGAACCCAAAGAGAACCGUAAGCUGGCGGCAGAGCUGACCUUACAGAACCCGCUGCCCGAACCCUUGCAGAGCUGUUGCUUCACCAUAGAGGGCGCCAACCUCACGGGCGGCAGCAGCAUCACCGAGAAGCUGGAGUCCGCCAUCGAACCUGGGCAGGAGGCCAAAGUUAAAAUCUACUUCACCCCCACUCAGUCCGGCCUGCGCAAACUUGUGGUGGAUUUUGACAGUGACAAGCUGGGCCACGUUAGAGGAUACAGGAACGUCAUCAUCGGAAAAUGAGAGUCUUUGCUGGUGAAAAACAGAAUGUGAAAUCAUCUAUUUUCCAUGUACUUAUCGUCAUAAUCUUUUAUAUCCUGUAUUUUUGUUAUAAUGUGAAAAGCCACACUACGUUUCUGGCUUCUUAGCAGCUCAUACUCUACACACACCGCAUGUUUUCAAGCACAAAACAUUGUAUGCAAUCUUUUUAAUUUUUAGGACACGGAAGCAUGCACAUCGCUGGAUGUGUGUUUGGAGACGCAUUGCAUUUUAUACUUAUAUAAAAAAUGAUGCAUUGAAAAGAUGGCAAUGUGGCAUUGAGAUUUUUAGGUGCGAGAGUAAACAUUUCACAUGCAUCUUUAUGGUUUUUCUUCAAAUAUAUUUUUAUAUUCAGCUGUUACUUCUUCAUUAAAAAAAUAUGCUAUAAUCUUGGAUGGAGUGUUUUUAGUCUGUAUCAUGUAAAAGGCUCAGAAGAAGAAUCAAAAUAUAAUUUUUUGAAAAUUCUAAGUAAAAAAAAAUGCAAUUCUUAAAACUAUAAGCAGCAAAAUCUGUUCUCAAAAGUGAAAAUGUAUGAUGAUGCCUAUUGAGUGAUCAGAAACCAGUCCACAUACUAAAAAUAACCCAACGAAUAACCCAACUAUGGGGUGGUAUAACCUUCCAAACUGUGGGUUAUUUUAACCCAAUGCAUUGGGUUAAACUCUAGUUGGGUUAAAUAACCCAACAGUUGAGUUAAAUAUUUAAAUAGGCUAUUUAACCCAACAGUCGGGCUAUUUUUAGAAAUUACCCAACGAUUUUAAAAAGAAAAAUAUUAAAAAUAACCCAACAUAUUGACCCAAUGUGUAACGCAACAGUUUGGUUAAACAAAUAACCCAAUGUUUUUUUACUGAAAUAUGGUCCUUAAUUUGAAUCGUAUUGUUUUAAUUCCUAAAAGUCCUAAAGUAAUGACCCCAUUUAAUGUUUUCUUCCGUUUAAUCACUGUACAGACUUGCACAUGUUUGAUCUACUUCAGUUAAUGACCAGAAGGAUGUUAUCAACAUAAACACUAGUAGAUUACCUCAGCACACAGCACUUCAUGUGCCAAUAGAGGGAGUCUUUCCCAAACACCGUUGCUAUAGAGCAGAUAAACAUUUACACAUCAAUCUGACAUUUGGCAUUGUUUUCUGACCACAUUCACUGUUUCAUAACAGGUAAUAAAUAAAUCAACUCACCAUUA